Molecule: messenger RNA, 993 nt
Organism: Schistosoma bovis
Lineage: Eukaryota; Metazoa; Platyhelminthes; Trematoda; Strigeidida; Schistosomatidae
Source: the annotation of a GenBank genome assembly
ACCAAAUUGAAUUUUGCAGGGCGAUGAUCAUUAAAGAGUUUCGCAUAAUACUGCCUUUAACGGUAGAUGAAUACCAUGUUGGACAACUGUGGGCUGUUGCAGAGGCAUCCAAAAAUGAAACUGGAGGCGGAGAGGGAAUAGAGGUUCUGGUAAAUGAACCAUUUAAUCCUCAAGUCAAUCCUCCUGAGUCACCUUUAAAAGCCAACGGUGAAGAAUUCUCCUCUGGCCAGUACACUCAUAAACGCUUUUAUCUGGCCAGAAAAGUACCUGGUUAUGUACGUUUGCUUGCGCCGAAAGGGUCACUUGAAAUUGACGAAAAGGCCUGGAAUGCUUACCCUUACUGUCGUACAGUUUUACAGAACCCUAAAUAUAUGCAAGAUAACUUUACUCUGAUGAUUGAGUCUAUGCAUGUACAAGAUAACGUUAAUAUCGAAAAUAUUCACAACCUUCCACCAAAGCUCUUGGCUCAACGAGAAGUUAUUUAUAUUGAUAUUGUAAAUGAUCAAUUGCACAGUGCUUCUGACUAUGAUGCAACAUGUGACCCUAGAAUAUAUCAGUCAGUAAAAACUGGUCGAGGUCCAUUAGUAGGCCCAAGAUGGUGGGAAGUUAGUAUAUUCACAUCUUCAUUUAUCUUAUUUAAAUAAAUUGAUUAGAAUACAGAUCUACCAAUAAUGUGCGCCUACAAACUUGUCACAUGUGAAUUUAAAUGGUGGGGUAUUCAAAGCCGAGUUGAAAAUAUGAUACAGAAUCAAGAAAGGCGAAUUUUCCUUAACUUCAACCGUCAGGUUUUUUGUUGGCUUGAUAAAUGGCACGGACUUUCUAUGGACGAUAUAAGAGCUAUAGAAAAUAAAACUAAAGAAGAAUUGGAUGAACAACGCCUUGUCGGUAGUGUUCGUGGCACUGUGGCUCAUGACUAAAAUACUAGCAUUAAUUCAAAGUGAUAAUUUGCUGAUUUAAGCGGAUUGCACACUAAUAUAUAUAUAUAUAUAUAUA